This is a messenger RNA of Penicillium malachiteum, 837 nucleotides long. Its product is annotated as peptidylprolyl isomerase. The transcript has 6 exons. The record is from RefSeq and is a predicted model, not a curated record. Bases 1 to 837 code for a protein of 278 amino acids. Gene Ontology annotation, molecular function: peptidyl-prolyl cis-trans isomerase activity. Gene Ontology annotation, cellular component: endoplasmic reticulum; fungal-type vacuole. Lineage: Eukaryota; Fungi; Ascomycota; Eurotiomycetes; Eurotiales; Aspergillaceae. Gene Ontology annotation, biological process: protein peptidyl-prolyl isomerization; protein folding.
AUGAAUUUCCGCAACCUUUUCCUGUCCCUCUUCUUGGUCUUCGCGGUCGGCUUUGCGCUGGUCCAGGCUGAGGAUGAUAAGCGGGAGCCCCGUGGUCCCAAGAUCACCAGCAAGGUCUACUUCGAUAUCCAGCAUGGUGAUGAGUUUCUCGGCCGUGUUGUGAUGGGUCUGUACGGCAAGACCGUCCCCGAGACUGCUGAGAACUUCCGCGCUCUGGCUACUGGUGAGAAGGGCUUUGGUUAUGAGGGGUCCACUUUCCACCGUGUUAUCAAGGACUUCAUGAUCCAGGGUGGUGACUUCACCAACCACGAUGGCACUGGUGGCAAGUCUAUCUACGGCAACAAGUUCAACGAUGAGAACUUCAAGCUCCGCCACACCCGCCCCGGUCUUCUGAGCAUGGCCAACGCCGGCAAGAACACCAACGGCUCUCAGUUCUUCAUCACCACCGUUAUCACCGGAUGGCUCGAUGGCAAGCACGUCGUCUUCGGUGAAGUCCUGGAGGGCUACGACAUUGUCGACAAGAUCCAGAAUAUUCCCGUUGGCGGUGGCGCUAAGCCCCAGCAAGUUGUGAAGAUCGUCAAGAGUGGCGAGCUCGAGAUGGAGGCCGAGCCCGAGUCCGAGGAUAAAGGUAGCCGCGACGAGCUGCUGAUGCGUGGUUUACUCAAAGAAUACGACGACUACCCGACCGAUACUACCGCCUCUGUGGCCGACACCAGCUCCUUCUCGAUGCAGCCAGUGCUUAUUUUCCUCGUCCUCGUGGCCAUUGUUGGAUUCUACCUUUACCGCCGCCGCAGCCAGCAGGCUACUACUGAAGAUGAUUACAAGGAGUAUCUGUAG